AUGGUAUCUCUGACCAGGGUUGCGCUCGUCGCCCUCGGCGCAGCGCAUGGUGCAAAUGCAUGGGGAGAACUGGGCCACGCCGCCGUCGCAUAUGUUGCGCAAAAAUACGUGACUCCUGAAGCCGCGUCCUGGGCAAAAGAAGUCCUCGGCGACACCUCCAGCUCAUACCUAGCAAACAUCGCAUCCUGGGCCGACAAAUAUCGCCUCACAGACGAAGGGAGUUGGUCAGCACCCCUGCACUACAUCGAUGCCCUCGACGACCCCCCAACAAACUGCAACUUAGACUACGAGCGCGACUGCACAGCCGAGGGCUGCUCCAUCUCUGCUAUUGCCAAUUAUACUGAGCGUGUCGCCGACACUAAGCUUGCUGCGGCUGACACCACCGAGGCCCUUAAAUUCCUCGUUCACUUCAUCGGCGACCUCGUGCAGCCACUGCAUGACGAAUCCUACGAGCUUGGCGGGAACGGCAUCAACACUACCUUCCAGGGGUACAGUGAUAAUCUCCACUCGGACUGGGAUACGUACAUCCCGGACGAGCUGGUUGGUGGUAGUUCGCUUGAGGAUGCUCAGGGCUGGGCUGAUAGUCUGGCCAAGGAGAUUGAUUCUGGAGACUAUAAGGCUCAGGCGGCAAGUUGGAUCAAGGGUGAUACUGUUGAUGAUGUUAUUGCUACUGCUACGCGAUGGGCGGUCGAUGCGAAUGCUCUUGUUUGUACGGUUGUUAUGCCGGAUGGACCUGAUGCUUUCGCAGAGAUGGGUGACCUGUAUCCUGAGUAUUAUGACUCCGUUAUUGGGACUAUCGAGGUGCAGGUUGCGAAGGGUGGGUACCGCUUGGGUAAUUGGAUCAAUAUGAUCUAUAAGGAGAAGAUUACUCAUGGCGAGGAGAAGCCUGGAAAGGGUAAGGGUCCGGGUAAGGAGCACCCUAAGCCGCCUCACCCAGGCCAUGGAGGCGAUGUUCUGCCUCACCCUCGUCUGCCCCCUCGUGCGAACUUGGCUAGAGCGGCUAUGGGUGGAUCCUGUUGUUCUUCCGAGCGUCGUGGUGAGCACAGACACUGA
Messenger RNA from Penicillium bovifimosum, 1053 nucleotides. RefSeq names its product S1/P1 nuclease. Bases 1 to 1053 code for a protein of 350 amino acids. Gene Ontology annotation, biological process: DNA catabolic process. The record is from RefSeq and is a predicted model, not a curated record. NCBI's taxonomy places the organism in Eukaryota, Fungi, Ascomycota, Eurotiomycetes, Eurotiales, Aspergillaceae. Gene Ontology annotation, molecular function: endonuclease activity; nucleic acid binding. The transcript is spliced from 2 exons.